AUGGCUACAUAUCUUCACGGUGCUGCUUGUCCCAUACCAAGUACAAGCAGCUGCAAUCUUUGCCCACUUCCUGGUACACGUUCUUUUGAGCGACCUCAUCACCCCAUCUACCACUUGUAAUACAAAACGCGUUGCUGGCCGCAAGAUCGAAUCUGUUAUUCUUUUUCUCAAUGUCUUGAGAGCGAGAAGGGUGCUGAUCAUGGCCAUUCUUCUAGUGGAAUGCUUUCACCGCAUUUGAAGUUGGGGAAGAGACAGGCGGCGAGUCCAAUGUUAAAUCUUUCUGAGCAAAAGUGUAUUCAGGGCUUUGGUACCAACGAUUUUAACACUAUUUGUGUCUUUGUAUGUGGGCUAGGGUAGGUUCUGAGUGAAUUAGAUUUAUGCUUCAUCAUUACAUCAACGCUAACAGCUUGGAAAAUAUUGUUCUCCUGCGGCAUGCACUUGCGCUCGGAUGGGAACAUCUCCAAAGGUUCCAGAUGUCACCAGGCUUACUGGCUACUCGGCAAAUGGCAUGAUUGAAUAUCAGGGUCUUUGUGCUUUUGCCUUGUCUUUAUGUGGGUCUUCAUUACAUAAUGACUUUUCCAGGCGACUGAUAAAUGGAUGAACUUAUAGGGCUUCUGCGGCUUUGCCAAUAAUAUUGUUUGCGUGGAUUCACCAACCACCCUAUACAUUCCCACCGUCUGGCCAUUCAACCCUUCAGCAUGUACUGGAGGCAAUGGAGAAGGUGACUUUUCUGAUUUGUGCAGUUGGUCCUGCCAAUAUGGGUAUUGCCCUAUCUCUUCACGCACUUGUAACACCCAAAAUGAUUUGGUUGAUCAUCCAACACAAGUCGCUGAUGUGACAGCCAUCUGCACCCCAGUUACAGGUGUAUUGGAAUACGAUGACCUCUGUACAUUCGCUUGCAGCCAUGGCCACUGUCUCGAUGUUUGCACCUCUGAUUUGGCCUAUACAUCAGGCUCAGGUAGCGGCAACUACAUUGGCCUGUUUGUUUAUACAUGCCAGUACAAUUUUUGUCCAGAACCAUGUAACUGUCUUUUUCAUGGUACUGAGACUCCAGCUCCGCCUAUAGUACUCGGUGUCACCGGCUUUGGCGCGCUGCUUGGACUUGGCCACCUGCGAUCGACUUUUUAAUUUUACUUGCAGCCAUGGUCAGCAAAUCAGUUAUCUGAUAUUACCCUUCUAGCCCUCAAACCAAACCCUCUCUUUAUAUAUUUCACUCUCUUCUCCAUGUGCUUUGUGCUACAGCUUUCACUCUCAGCUUUUUUCUUUUCAAGUUUAAUUUGGCAUGCAAUCGCUAACUAUGUGAUAUUAUAGGAUAUUGCCCGAAUGGCGCCUGCUCACACGAGGAAACUGGCACUGGUACAUCGCUUGUGUUCCCUUCAGACGACGAUUUAGUUCCAUUUGACCCAAGCACGAGCAACAAACCCGGCGAUAGCUUCUUAUAUGACACACCUGAUCCUUCAGACCUCACCCUAAACAUUAAUCUGGUCGGUGACCCAGUGAUUUGGGGAGACCUAGAUUGUAGUUCGGUAUCAGGCGAAUUUGCUUCAGGAGCCGAUGGAGACACUCUCGGAUGCAUUCUGCAGCGG
Sclerotinia trifoliorum is the source of this 1586-nucleotide messenger RNA. The record is from the annotation of a GenBank genome assembly. NCBI's taxonomy places the organism in Eukaryota, Fungi, Ascomycota, Leotiomycetes, Helotiales, Sclerotiniaceae.